Messenger RNA from Aspergillus saccharolyticus JOP 1030-1, 1959 nucleotides. RefSeq names its product Tim22-complex subunit TIM54. NCBI's taxonomy places the organism in Eukaryota, Fungi, Ascomycota, Eurotiomycetes, Eurotiales, Aspergillaceae. The record is from RefSeq and is a predicted model, not a curated record. The transcript has 2 exons. Gene Ontology annotation, biological process: sphingosine biosynthetic process. Bases 122 to 1591 code for a protein of 489 amino acids. Gene Ontology annotation, cellular component: intracellular membrane-bounded organelle; cytoplasm; membrane.
UCUUGACCUCGGGACUCGAUUCACCACCUGACUGUGAGUGAGGAAGUUGUUCUUCCUCUGUGUCCACUGUCUACGGAACUCCCUUAUCACAUUUCUCCGCUGCAGUCGGAUCUCCUCCAUCAUGGCAGACUCCUCCAACCCCAAACCCGCGGAGGGUACAGGCUCCGCUCAGCCCGCGGCUUCGAAGAGCGCCUCCAAGCCUGCCAACCCUGCCUUCAGAAUGAUGGGCCUCCCCAACAUCAAAUUCCGCCUCCCCUCCCGCAACUGGAUGAUCUUCUGGACCAUCACCGGCUCCUUCACCGCGGCCCUGAUCUACGACCGGCGGGAGAAACGCCGCGCCCAGCAAAAAUGGUGUGACCUUGUGGCGCAUCUAUCGAAGGAGACACUCCCCGUGGAGCAGAUGCGACGAAAGAUCACCGUCUUCCUGGCGGCGCCGCCUGGGGACGGGCUGCGCGUCGCCCGCGACCACUUCAAGGAAUACGUCAAGCCGAUCCUCGUGGCCGCAUCGGUUGACUACCAGGUGAUUGAGGGCCGGCGCGAGGGCGAGGUGCGCGCGGGGCUGGCCGAGCACAUCCGCCGGAACAGACGCCGCGCGGGCGAGCCCAGCACUGUUGUCGAAGAGCCCAGCGCCGAGAGCGUCGUUUACGAGACGCGCACGCGCAUUGGCGUCACGGACGAACCCGGCCCCAAGGGUGACCUGGUAAUCGGCCGGCACACCUGGAAGGAGUACAUUCGGGGUCUGCACGAGGGCUGGCUCGGUCCUCUGGAUCCCCCUCCUCCGCCUCCCUCCGCCAGUGAAGACCACCAACCACAAGCCCCCGCAUCCGAAGAACAACCCCCCUCCCCCAGCCCCGAAGGCAGCCCAGAAUCCUCCGAGACCAAGCCCGACACCCCCUCCUCCGAAGAGAAGAAAGACGACGCCAAAGAGCAAGAGCAGAAAAAGCCUACUGGCCCAACCCCAACCUACCUCCCCACCACCGCCUACGACCUCCAACCCCUCCCGCCCACCCUUCCCUCCACUCUCGACGGCUCCGUCCCCAUCCCCUUCCCCCACCUCCUCGGCUUCCUCAACACUCCGAUCCGCCUCUACCGCUACCUCAACCGCCGCUACCUCGCCGACGAGAUCGGCCGCGACGUCGCCGCCCUCGUCCUCGCCUCCUCCAGCCGUCCCUAUUCCGAAACCACUACCACCACCACCACCACCACCUCCUCCGACCCCUCCACUACAGCUGAAACCCUCGAAACCCCCACCCCCGAACAAACCAUCGUCCUCAUCGACGCCGAACGCGACUGGCACAAAUCCGUCCACCGCACGGACGACGCCAACCCGGACAAGGAGCGCGAAUGGCUGGAUCCCAUCGUCCUGGACCCCCGUCUCGCCUCCCGCAUGCACCGCUACACCGUGAGCCCCGAGGAGGAGGCCCGCGCGACCCGUAUCGCCCACGGGGAGGAGUACAUUCUCGGGGAGGAGCGGCCGGCCCCCGUGCCUGUCUGGAAGCGUCUGUGGAUCAAGUAUGGGUAUGGCGAGGACGAGGAGACUCUGAAGCGGAGGCCGAUUUUGGGGAACUUGGAUAAUGAGGAUGGAGAGUAAACUCGUCCCCCCCCCCUUCCUUGUUGUCUUUGUCUCUUUUUGAAUCAUCAACCGCGGAAAAUAUGGGCUUUGUAAUGCACACGCAAACGGUAUAGAAGGUUAUGUGAUAGAUUUGUGUGUCAUGUGUGCGAUGAUGUGUGUGUGAGAGAGGGUGUGUGGCUGAGACAGGUUGAUGUCUGGCACAGUAUAUAGAUCUCAUUGCGGUGGAUGUCAUGAUUGUCUUGUAUUUGGUACCUUAGAGAAGAAGGGGGAGCGUUCUUGUUAAUAUGCUUGGCCCGCUCCAUCUGUCAUCCUUUGUUAUGUUUCGAUUGUUUUGUUCGCAUGGGAAAUGUCGCUACUCUGGUUGUACUUUUAUUUAGCUUCGUUUG